GUGAGUGCGCUUGGUUGGAAGCUCAGUCUGGCCGUCCGAGUGCUGACAACACCACUGCGCUCUCCUGUUCUCCUCUCCUGGUUACCAGUGUGUGUGUGUGUGGAGAGCCAUGGGUGGAGGAAUGAGCAAGAUUGUAGAUGGUUUAUACCUGGGAAACAUUAGAGAUUCUGAAGACAAGGCUACAUUGAACAGGAAUGGGAUUACGCAUAUUGUGUCCGUUCAUAACAAUGCAAAGCCGGUUCUCCAGGAAAUGACCUAUCUCUGCAUAUCAGCCUCUGACUCAUCCAGCCAGAACCUAAUUCAGCAUUUUAAGCAGUGUAUCAAGUUUAUUCAUGAGUCUCGACUUCAUGGAGGUGGCUGUCUUGUGCACUGCUUGGCUGGAGUAUCUCGAAGUACAACUAUGUUGGUUGCCUAUCUCAUGACAGUUACAAAUUUUGGCUGGGAUGAGUGUCUGUCUGCUGUGAGGUCUGUCAGAUCCUAUGUCGGGCCAAACUUUGGCUUUCAGCAGCAGCUCCAGGAAUAUGAAAUGACAUUAGUUAAAGAGUAUAGGGUAUGGCUGCGCCAGGAAUAUGGGAGAAAUCCCUUUAAUGACCAGGACAAGGUGCAACAGUUAAUAGCACAGCAAGAGGAAAAGGAGCAGCUGAGGCAAGUACAGAACAAAUGGAUUAACCGUUCUGAAACAGACUAUCCACUCCCAUACAAAGCCUAUGGAUCCAGCAACAGAUGGACCAAUAUAUAGACAGCCGUGCAAGGCUGUUUCUUUGCACUGCAAGUUAACCACUCAACCACAUUUGGGAUUAGCCCCUUAGCUGCUUAUAUAGAGUGGGACUCUGAUUUUGGGAUAUUUGUUUGGCUGCUGAAUUGAAGUCUACGUCAGCAUAAUAGGUCUCAGUCCUUCUCACUGUUCAAAUGCAAAAACUCCCUUGUAGCUAUGGGGGUUGAUACGAUUUUUUUCAGUUGUCUUUGGAAAAGGAUUAUUUAGCCCAGAGUUUUCUCAUAUACAUUAUGCACUGGUCUUCUAAUGCACUUUUAUUGACUAACAUGCUGUGUUUGGCGUUUCCUGAGAGAUAAUAAAAUCAUUUUGAGCUCUGAA
Molecule: messenger RNA, 1093 nt
Organism: Xenopus laevis (African clawed frog)
Lineage: Eukaryota; Metazoa; Chordata; Amphibia; Anura; Pipidae
Gene: dusp22a.L
Product: dual specificity protein phosphatase 22-A L homeolog
Biological process (GO): cellular response to growth factor stimulus; negative regulation of T cell receptor signaling pathway; signal transduction
Cellular component (GO): cytosol; cytoplasm
Molecular function (GO): protein tyrosine kinase binding; protein tyrosine phosphatase activity; hydrolase activity
Source: RefSeq, marked provisional